GCGCUGCCCCCGGCGAGCCGCUCAGGCGGGGGUGGGGUAAGCUCCCGCGGCCGGUCGCUUUUCUCCGCCGCCGCUGGUUGGAUCGUUUCAAUAAAAGUGUUUUUUCUCUUGCACUCGCUCUCCUCCGGGGAACAGGCGGAGGCGUCAAUCCGCAGCCGCCGAGUGUGAAAGCGACGCACACGCAAGGAGCGAACGCGGCCGCCCGCAGUCUCCUGAGCUCCUCGCGGGCCGCCGCAGAGCCGCGGAAAAGAAGGAGCCAGCGCCCGGCCAGACAGUCUCGGCCAGACAGUCUCAGCCCGCCGUCGGCGCCCGCCGCGCUCGCGCCCGGCUGCUCCGAGGGGAUUAGUGGGCCGUCCGCGCGGCUCGUCGGCGCGGGAGCCAUGUUGACCGAGGGACUUGGCAACGCGUGAGACACCCGCGGCCCCUCCCGAGGCUCCGGACCCGCGGCGAGAGCCGGAAGGCGGCUGUGGCGGCGGAGGCCUGCGCUCGGAAGCGCCUCACGUCUGCCGGCCGCUGAGACCCGGACCUGCAUCCGGUCGCCGCGGGCGUCCGCGGAGCAGCUUCCCCCCGCGCCUCUCUUCGCCUCGCCUCGGGACCCGCGGUCCCCGCUCUUGCUGGAUUUUUCAAGCCACAUUCAAUUGAUAGGAUGAAAAAGUUUAAGAGAAGGCUAUCCCUCACACUCCGAGGAAGCCAGACUAUUGAUGAAUCAUUGUCUGAAUUGGCUGAACAAAUGACUAUUGAAGAAAACAGCAGCAAGGAUAAUGAGCCUAUUGUGAAGAAUGGCAGGCCUCCAACGUCUCACAGUAUGCAUUCCUUCCUCCACCAGUACACAGGAUCUUUCAAGAAGCCCCCAUUGCGGAGACCACACAGUGUUAUUGGAGGGAGCCUUGGCUCCUUCAUGGCAAUGCCCAGAAAUGGAAGCAGAUUAGAUAUUGUUCAUGAAAAUCUAAAAAUGGGAUCAGAUGGUGAGAGUGACCAAGCUUCUGGGACAUCAUCUGAUGAAGUCCAGUCACCUACAGGUGUUUGUCUCAGAAAUCGUAUACAUAGACGGAUCUCAAUGGAGGAUUUAAAUAAGCGGUUAUCACUGCCUGCAGACAUCAGAAUACCUGAUGGAUAUCUUGAAAAGUUGCAGAUAAACAGUCCACCAUUUGACCAACCAAUGAGUCGAAGGUCUCGUAGAGCUUCCUUAUCAGAAAUUGGCUUUGGAAAAAUGGAAACCUACAUCAAAUUGGAAAAGCUUGGAGAGGGUACAUAUGCAACAGUAUAUAAAGGAAGAAGUAAAUUGACAGAGAAUUUGGUGGCAUUAAAAGAGAUCCGAUUGGAACAUGAAGAAGGUGCACCCUGCACAGCUAUAAGAGAAGUUUCACUAUUAAAGGAUUUAAAACAUGCAAAUAUAGUAACCUUACAUGACAUUGUUCACACAGAUAAAUCCUUGACUUUGGUGUUUGAGUAUCUGGAUAAAGACCUGAAACAGUACAUGGAUGACUGUGGAAACAUCAUGAGUAUGCACAACGUAAAGCUGUUUCUGUACCAAAUUCUACGUGGUUUGGCAUAUUGCCAUAGAAGAAAGGUAUUGCAUCGAGAUUUGAAACCACAGAACCUCCUCAUUAAUGAAAAAGGAGAAUUAAAGCUAGCAGAUUUUGGACUAGCCCGAGCCAAGUCGGUUCCCACAAAGACCUACUCAAAUGAAGUUGUCACACUAUGGUACCGGCCACCUGAUGUGCUUCUUGGUUCCUCGGAGUACUCAACACAGAUUGACAUGUGGGGUGUUGGUUGCAUUUUCUUUGAAAUGGCUUCUGGAAGACCUUUAUUUCCAGGAUCAACUGUGGAAGAUGAACUGCACUUAAUUUUCCGACUGCUAGGAACUCCAUCUCAGGAAACUUGGCCAGGUAUUUCUUCAAAUGAGGAGUUCAAGAACUACAACUUUCCAAAAUAUAAACCACAGCCUCUAAUUAACCACGCACCCAGGUUAGACUCUGAAGGAAUUGAGUUGAUAACAAAAUUUCUUCAGUAUGAAUCUAAGAAAAGGGUUUCAGCUGAAGAGGCCAUGAAACAUGUGUACUUUCGAAGUCUGGGACCAAGAAUACAUGCUUUACCAGAAAGUGUAUCAAUAUUCAGUUUGAAAGAGAUUCAGUUGCAAAAGGACCCGGGUUUUCGAAAUUCUUCUUAUCCAGAGACAGGACAUGGGAAGAACAGAAGACAGAGCAUGCUCUUUUAAGUCUGAUAACAUGGUUUCAAGCCCAGCCCCCAGCCUUUCUUACCAAUCAAGGACUCAGAACUGAAGGCAAUUAUUUCUUUUGGUGGACUUGGAAUCUCCGUUUGUCUACACUGUCCUCUUCACAGUGGAGUCUUUUUAUUUCAGACCUACAGAUUGUUUUUAUAUUUGUUGUCACAGUGUGACAAUUUUUUGUACAGUCGGUUUUAAGGUCUUCUCUGCCAUUAGAGCCAGUAGGUUACAGCUAUUGAUGUAACUGUAGCUGCAAUUUUUGUGCAGGACUGAGAGAAACACAGUGCAUUAUUUAUUGCGGAAUCAUUGCUGCUAAAUAACUACUGUCUGUUUAUUUAACACAACAAUUGAAUGCCUGAAGAAGUUGCAGUGGCUUUAUUAUAUGUGAAUGCAUCUGUUUCUCCUCACGAAUUGUUUUACUGCUGCAUUUUUUGUUUUUAAAAUUAAACUGCAGUGUUUCCUGGAAUGUAAAUUUAGCUUUGCUUAAUAGUAAAAUAAGUGAGCCAUCUUGAACACUUUAAGUUUAUACUGUAUAAUUUCUUAAUGAACAUUGGCAAAUAGAGUAGCUAAGAGAUUGACAAGCACAUUAUGUUUAGAUAAGCAUGUGAUGCAGAAGUUGAUUCAAGCAAGUGAAUCCCUGACAUUUUGAGGAUCUCACAUUAGACACCAACAAAUUAAAGCUCCAAAAUUAUUUGUUUUUUACGUGUUCCUCACUUUAGAAACGUCUACUGCAUAUUACUGGAUAUUUGUAUACUAAUACACUUACCUAUUUUACAUUGUGUUUUAAAUUUAGUUAAAACUUAACCAUAGAAGUCUGUUCAAACGCGAAAGGUCUUGCUUUGUUUGUUUUAAAUACAUUUAUUUUAUUAGAAAGGAUGAUACUUCAUUGGGGAACAGUUUCUUUCAUUUGGGGGCUAUGUGUUUCAAUAACAUUCACUUGGAAUCAGCUGAAAGCUGUAAUAUGUCUUUGAAAUGAGCCAUGAUAAAUUACAAACAAGAGAAAUGAGAACUUACAGGAUUGCUUGAAAUUAUUGUGGGUAUUAUCUGUUUACCAGAGAUACUAAAUAUUAGUUUUAAUUAUGCAUCUCUUUGAACAUCAUAAACACACUUUGGUGUUGGUAACAGUAUUUUAAGCAUUUUUGUUCACUUUUAAGGACUAUUUGUUUAGUGCAUCUUACAAACUAUAAAUCUUAAUUGGUAUAUUUUGAAAUGGUCGUGUAAAUUUUUGCCUUAUAUAUCAUGAAAAUAGUCAUAACUUAAUUUCUUUUCCUGAAAUUCACUGUAAAACAUUCAGGGGUCCUACCAUUUCUGUUCAGGAAAUCUUGUAGUUUAUUGUUGUUAUUUAACAGUAUUAAGUGGAUUUUUGUAUAUUUCAUUUUAACUUUAUUUGUGAAUAGUGAUUGUGGCAUGUUUGGGGUGUUAUUUUAAUAUUUCACGAUACUGAAAUUUUAAUUUUAAAAAAAAUUCUGGAAGAAACAGAUUCAUGUGUAAUGGUGAAUAUUGGACCACUACUGCUUUUCACAUUUGUAAAUUGGUUUUAUGUUAAACCUUGUAGCCUAACAAACUGCUGUUCUUUCUAACUGACAGACAUGUAUUAAUAUUGUACUUUGAAGGUUAUAAAUAUGUGGAAAUUCCUUCAUUUUGUUUUGAAAUUUAUAAUAACAAAAUCUCCAUGUUGUUAAAA
Messenger RNA from Pan troglodytes (chimpanzee), 3911 nucleotides. It is a transcript of the gene CDK17, whose product is annotated as cyclin dependent kinase 17. The transcript is spliced from 17 exons. The record is from RefSeq and is a predicted model, not a curated record. Gene Ontology annotation, molecular function: ATP binding; cyclin-dependent protein serine/threonine kinase activity. NCBI's taxonomy places the organism in Eukaryota, Metazoa, Chordata, Mammalia, Primates, Hominidae. Bases 647 to 2218 code for a protein of 523 amino acids. Gene Ontology annotation, biological process: protein phosphorylation. Gene Ontology annotation, cellular component: nucleus; cytoplasm.